This is a messenger RNA of Parasteatoda tepidariorum (common house spider), 2546 nucleotides long. Lineage: Eukaryota; Metazoa; Arthropoda; Arachnida; Araneae; Theridiidae. The record is from RefSeq and is a predicted model, not a curated record.
AUGGCACUUAAGUUGAAUUUUAAAAAAGAUGAGUUGAUUAUGAUUGCUCAGGAAUUAGGUUUAAUAAUUCCAGAUAAUCCUAAAAUAGUAGAUUUAAAGCUCUUAAUUGAAAAUAGUGAUAUAGUUAAAACUGAUAUUGAGUUUGUGCGUGAUCUAAUUGGGCAUGUUUUAGAGGAAAAAAAGGAAAGGUUAGAAAAAGCUAAACAAGAAUCGGAACAGGAAAUAGAGUUAGAAAGAUUAAAGUUAGCUCAAUUAGAAAAACAGUUAGAGUUGGCAAAAAUUAGUGGUAACCUAGCUAAUGCACCUCAGACUACAGUGAAUGGCGAAACAGAUUCAGAUAGUUUGGAAAGUUUAAUCAAAAGUGUUAAGGUUUUAACAAUUUCAGUGCUGGCUAAGUCAGAAUCGUUUAAUUUAUUUUUCAAUUUGUUAGAAAAAGCAUUCGAAAAUAAAUCAGUGCCUAAUAAAUAUAAAGCCGAAAUUCUGUUAAAUCUUUUAGGAGAUAGAGUUAAUAAUUUAUUAGUGUAUGUUAGUCAGGGAGAUUUGUGUGAUUACGAAAAGUUAAAAAAUUUGGUUUUAAAAGAAUUUGAACCUACUCCCCAAGAAUGCCUGAAUAAUUUUAAAAGGGCUAGAAAAUUACCGUCUGAAAGUUAUGUCCAGUUUGCUUCUAGACUAUGUGCAUCCUUUGACUAUUACUGCCAAAUACGUAAAGUUACGGAUUUUAAAUCUUUAUGCGAUCUUAUUGUUUCUGAUAAAAUUUUCGAAACCCUUGAUCGGGAAUUAAUGACUCACAUUGGGAUUAAGCAAGGUGAAACCUUUUUCUUACCUCACCAACUUGGACGUGAAUGUGAUAUUUACUUAUCAUCGAGAGGUAAAGGUACAAAUGAGUUAAUCAAUCGGAAUAGUGCUGGUGAAAUAAAACGCGUGGGAGGAAAUAAAUUUCAGAAGUAUUCCCCUUUGCGUGCUGACAAAAAUAUAUCUAAAGUGUUUGUUGCGGAGACUAAUAAUUCGAAGUGUGUUCUGUGCAGAAAUAUACAUCCCCUCGCUACCUGCCCCCAAUUUAAGACUAUGUCAGUAUAUGAGAGAAUUGAGGUAUUGAAAGGGAAUAAUCUUUGUUUUCGUUGUUUCGCACCCCACAGGUUAAGUGAAUGCCCUUCAAAGAAAAACUGUUUCUGCUCUAAGCCUCAUCAUACGAUGAUUCAUUUCCCGCGUGAAUAUUUUAAUCAUCCCACUUCUCAAUUCAAAUUAGAUGCCCCAGCUUUCGUUCCAAGGAAGAAAGAGGAAACUUCGGAAGUGACAUCGCAACCGCAAAUUGUAGCGACUAGCCUUGAGAAAAACAAACCUAAAAACGUACUUCUGAGUACAGUUCGCGCACAUGUUAAAAAUAAAUUUUCUGAGUGGAUUGAAGUUAGAUGUUUGCUGGAUGUUGGGUCUCAAUCAUGUUUGUGUACUAAGGCGUGCGCGCAGAGGUUGCAAUUAAAAUUGGAGAAAAUAAAUACCGUGGUUUCGUGUGUUAAUGAUGCAACUAUGGUAGUGAACAAUUGUGUUAGAACUUUAGUGGCAAAUAAGGAUAAGAGUUUUGUUAGAGAAUUAUCGAUGCUAGUGGUUGACAAAAUUACUGAUCUCAUUCCAAAUAGAAUAAUUGAUGUGGAUGGUAGUGUUUCAGAGUUCGUGUCAUUAGCUGAUAAUAAUUUCAACAAACCUGAGAAAAUUGAUAUGUUAUUAGGUGCGGAGGUGUUUUACGAAUUGUUGAGGCCAGAACGAUUUUAUGCUCAAAAUUCCAAAUUGUUGUUGCAAAAUACUGUGUUUGGUUUUGUCGUGAGUGGCAGCGUUGAUCAGGUAGAAGAUGUUGGUCAUGUUCAUUGUGGGUUGAUUCUUGACGAUGACUUGAAUAAAACUUUAAAACGAUUUUGGGAAAUUGAAAAUGUCGAAGUAGAAAUUGCAAAGGAUACAGAGGCGUCUUUUUGUGAGGAUCAUUUUGUAAGCACCCAUAGAAGAAAUGCCGAUGGUAGAUAUGUAGUUGCAAUGCCCUUGAGUAAGGAUCCGUCGUGUCUUGGACAGUCUAAGAACAUAGCUUUGAGGCAACUUAAUUGUUUGUGGAAGCGUUUGUCUAGGGACUCAGAGUAUUUGUCGUUAUAUACGGAUUUCUUGCGUGAGUAUGAGGAACUGGACCAUUUGGAAAAGGUGAUUGAAGAAAGUGAGCCGCCCACACAUUACUACAUACCACACCAUGGAAUAUUACGCCCUGAUAAAUUGACUACUAAGAUGAGAGUCGUCUUCAAUGCUUCAUCUCCUACUACAACAGGCCUAAGUUUGAAUGACAUUUUAAUGAAAGGUGAAGUAAAGGAAGAUGUGUUUGAAACAAUUUCUCGUUUUAGAAGGCACAAAUAUGCCUUUACUACGGACAUAAAAAAGAUGUAUAGACAAAUCUUGAUAGAUCCGGAUCAAAGAGACCUUCAGAGAAUAGUGUGGAAGCCUGGACUCGAUGCUGAAGUUUCAGUUUACAGAUUGAAAACAGUAACUUACGGAAUGUCCAAUGCCCCCUUCCU